AACUCCCAGUCCUCUAUCUUCUCAUCCGUAAAAAUGAGUAUUGUUAUUUUCCCAUCUUUCCUUUUGGUCCUUGAGCACGGGGGAACAAGGUCGUGAAAACAAGGUCUUGGUGAGGUGCCGCCAUUUCAUCUGUCCUCGGUCUGUGCCUUUCGCAGGGCUUCCAGCAGCGCUAUGUUGGGCCAGAGUGUCCAGAGGUUCACAACCUCUGUGGUCUGUAGGAGCCACUAUGAGGAGGGCCCUGGGAAGAAUUUGCCAUUUUCAGUGGAAAACAAGUGGGCGUUACUAGCUAAGACGUGUUCGUACUUUGGAUCUGUAUUUGCUACACCCUUCCUUCUAGUAAGACACCAACUGCUUAAAACAUAAGGAUGUUUCAGUUCAUCCAUGUAACAGACAUGAAAAGCAUUUUAAGAGAUGCAGCCUCUGGAAAUGGAUCAAACUCUAACUCAUAUGGCAUACUAGAUAUGUUUAUCAAUAAACUUAUGACAUGAAUGCUUAAUGCCUCUUUUUUGAAAUAGGGAAUGUAAUAAUUGGCCAUUUGCCUACUUUGUUAUUUGGGUAACAUUCCAGUAUUACUCUGUGAGUUAGCUUAUUUAAUGGUGUUAAACUGAGGUUAUAUUAAAUUUUUGAUUUCCAGGUCAGGAUUUUAUUGGUAAUUUAUAUAAUAAAAGGGAAAUACAAAUCGA
Messenger RNA from Chlorocebus sabaeus (green monkey), 683 nucleotides. The record is from RefSeq and is a predicted model, not a curated record. NCBI's taxonomy places the organism in Eukaryota, Metazoa, Chordata, Mammalia, Primates, Cercopithecidae.